GCGGUGGCGGAAGCGGCGGGCGCGGCCAUGGCGGCGGCGGCGGGUCAGCAGUGGGUGCUCGUGGAGAUGGUGCAGGCCUUCUACGAGGCCCCUGCUUACCAUCUCAUUUUAGAAGGAAUUCUAAUUCUAUGGAUAAUCAGACUUCUAUUCUCCAAGACAUAUAAGCUUCAAGAGCGAUCUGAUCUAACACUUAAGGAAAAAGAAGAAUUGAUUGAAGAAUGGCAGCCGGAGCCUCUUGUACCUCCUGUGCCAAAAGAUCACCCAGCUCUCAAUUACAACAUUGUUUCAGGUCCUCCCACCCAUAUAAUCACUGUUAAUGGGAAGGAAUGUAUAAACUUUGCAUCAUUUAACUUUCUUGGACUUUUGGAUAAUGAAAAGGUUAAGAGUGCAGCCCAGGCAUCUCUGAAGAAAUACGGUGUUGGCACUUGUGGACCUAGAGGAUUCUAUGGUACUUUUGAUGUGCACUUAGAAUUAGAAGAAAGGCUUGCAAAAUUCAUGAGGACUGAGGAAGCUAUUAUAUACUCGUAUGGAUUUGCAACAAUUGCCAGUGCUAUUCCUGCAUAUUCAAAGAGAGGGGACAUUGUGUUUGUAGAUGAAGCUGCCUGCUUUGCUAUUCAGAAGGGAUUACAAGCAUCUCGUAGUAACAUCAAGUUGUUUAAGCAUAAUGAUAUGGCUGACCUUGAACGACUGUUGAAAGAACAAGAGACUGAAGAUCAAAAGAAUCCUCGCAAGGCCCGUGUAACCCGAAGGUUUAUUGUAGUUGAAGGACUGUACAUGAACACAGGAGACAUUUGCCCUCUUCCAGAGUUGAUAAAGUUGAAGUAUAAGUACAAAGUUAGAAUAUUUUUGGAGGAGAGCCUUUCCUUUGGAGUCCUUGGAGAACAUGGAAGAGGAAUUACUGAACACUUUGGAAUAAAUAUCGAUGAUAUAGAUCUUAUUAGUGCAAACAUGGAAAAUUCACUGGCUUCUAUUGGAGGAUUUUGCUGUGGAAGAUCUUUUAUUAUUGACCAUCAGAGACUGUCUGGUCAAGGCUACUGCUUUUCUGCAUCCCUACCUCCUUUGUUAGCUGCUGCUGCUAUUGAGGCUCUGAAUAUUAUGGAAGAUAAUCCAGACAUUUUUCAGACUCUCCGGGCUAAAUGCGAACACAUUCACAAAGCUUUACAGGGGAUUUCUGGGUUAAAAGUAGUGGGAGAAUCUUUUUCUCCAGCAUUGCACUUAGAGUUGGAGGAGAGCUGUGGAUCUCGAGAAAAUGAUGUGAAGUUACUCAAAAGAGUUGUGGAUUAUUGCAUGAACAGUGGUGUUGCAUUAACACAGGCUUGCUAUCUGGAGAAGGAAGAAAAAUGCCUUCCUCCACCCAGUAUUCGAGUGGUGAUAACAGUGGAACAAACAGAACAAGAACUGGACAAAGCUGCAUCACUUCUUAAGGAAGCGGCGCAGUCUGUGUUGAAUUAGGCUGCUGCUUUGGGUUCCUCUUUCCCCAAAUUAUUGGGAUAAGUGUUUCACACUGCAUAGCAACUUCCAGAUUCUUCCACUGAUGGCAUUGAAACACGACUAACAAAAUUGUUCCAGAGUAGUACAAAUGCAGUGAGGGGAAAAACGCUGAAUUUUGGAAUUGGUGAAUGACACUGUGUUCUUCCAAUUCAAACUCUACCGUUUACUGUCAUUUCUUAAAAGGGGGAUAUCACUGUUGCACUUAUGACUCUUUUGUAAGUGUAAUCUAAAAAGUUUUAAAUUUAUUUCUUCAGACCCUUAAACGUUUUCAAAAAUGUGUAUGAACAUUUUGUUUCCCCCCCAACCAAAUAAAAUGUAUUGUUUUUUGUGCAUUUUCUCAGAACGUAGGAACUUCAGAUAAGUUUCAAGGAAUUAUCCCUUCUUGCCUCCCAAAUGAAAAUAGACUGUUCCUAACACUGCCAAAAGGAAGAAAAUAACACAUGAGGAUAUAAUUUUGUGCUAUAUUAUAUCAUUUAUUAUUGAGUUACAAUAAUAACUCAAUAUUGAGUUAAAGAGGGAGGAACUUUAAUUCUUUUUUGUUUAUAUAUCUUUCUUUAACCAUUUUUUGGAAGCCAGGUUUUAAGAAUGCCUGGCCAGAGAAUUCCAUUAUCUAAACAGUAAAUUCAUAUUAAAUACUAUUUGCUUCCUGCAUUCCAUAUGUAAUUAUAUGCGUGUUUGAUACUAUGGGUUAAGUUUUUCAUAUUGUUAACUUUAAAAUGUCUAAACUCAAACCUCUGAAUUGUGAAACUGGUGUAAUUCUGAUGGAGCAUGUUCCAGUUAGGGGAUCUUUGCACCAGUCUUGAAGAGGGGUCAUAGGCAACAUGAAAAAUGAACCAAGAUUUUGAAACAGCAACUAAAUACUAGCUUGUCAAACUACUUUGAUAUGUGCUAAGUUUUAUGUCUAAACAGGUAUAUCUUAGAAGGGAAGAUUCACAGCUAACUGAGAAGUUAGAUGGUGCAAAUGCUACUGAAACACAACUCAAUCCAUGCACAUAAAAUUCCCAAGUAAUUUGACAGUAAUAUUUGGAGGCUGUGCUGUCAGGAUUUUCAGUAAGUACAGAUGGACAUUACAUACACGAACACAUUACAUCAAUAAGGAAACUGGUAAGGAAGUAUGUACCUUUUUAUAAAACAAAAAACAGCUUUGUAUUUCAGGACUUUGCUCUAAGAAUGCUUGUCUAAAAAUUUUGUAUUCUGCCUAAUCUGUGUUGUUUUGUACUUACGUGCCUUUUUGGUUGCUGCUACAAGGACUGCAGGACUGUUUUUGAGAAACACCAUUGUUAAAUAAAAAGUUGAUCAUCUUUGAUUCAGAUUUUUACUUAAUUAGAUUUUGUAGCACGAUCGACCGUAUAUUGUUGAAUAUUCUAUAUCAGAUAAACAUAGACUGCGUUGCCUCCUUCAGUUCACAGUGACUGUUUCUGUGCUGGCUUUCAAAACUUUCAGCUGUGUACAUUCAGAUGCAACAGCUAAAGUUGUGUUGGGGCACUUUUGUGGUUGUUGCUUGACUAUUUUGAAAUAGUCAAAUCUGUGCAUGUAGAAAAGCCUUCAUCCCAAUGUGAAAGGGUACCCCUAUUUCACUGACAUUUAUGUUUUUCUCUGUUACUGUGAAUAAAAGCCUGUGAGAAGCCAA
Molecule: messenger RNA, 3121 nt
Organism: Chiroxiphia lanceolata (lance-tailed manakin)
Lineage: Eukaryota; Metazoa; Chordata; Aves; Passeriformes; Pipridae
Gene: SPTLC1
Product: serine palmitoyltransferase long chain base subunit 1
Exons: 15
Coding region: 28-1452 (474 amino acids)
Biological process (GO): ceramide biosynthetic process; sphingosine biosynthetic process
Cellular component (GO): endoplasmic reticulum
Molecular function (GO): pyridoxal phosphate binding; serine C-palmitoyltransferase activity
Source: RefSeq, a predicted model, not a curated record